Molecule: messenger RNA, 882 nt
Organism: Coccomyxa subellipsoidea C-169
Lineage: Eukaryota; Viridiplantae; Chlorophyta; Trebouxiophyceae; Coccomyxaceae
Product: pyrroline-5-carboxylate reductase
Exons: 7
Coding region: 1-882 (293 amino acids)
Biological process (GO): L-proline biosynthetic process
Molecular function (GO): pyrroline-5-carboxylate reductase activity
Source: RefSeq, a predicted model, not a curated record
AUGGAACAACGGCAGGAGGCAGAGAAGCAGGAGGAGGAACAAGCACUGGCGUACAGGGACAGAAUUGGUUUUGUUGGCGCUGGGCAGAUGGGGGAGGCAUUGAUAUGCGGCUUCAUAAGGGCGGGGAUCUGCUCUCCCAGCCAGUUGUGUGCGUGUGUACGUUCUGAGGAGCGGAGGCGAAGGAUGCUGGAACUAGGACUCCAGGUGUUUGGAGACGCCACGCUCGGCGGCGCUGCAGAGCUUGCGGCAGCCUCAGACAUCAUCUUCCUAGGGGUGAAGCCUCAGUACUUGGACGGCGUGCUGGAGGCCUUGCAGCCCCAUGUGACGCCCAACCACCUCAUUGUCUCCAUAGCUGCCGGAGUGAGGCUGGCCAGCUUGGAGGCAGCCCUGCCAGAAGGCAGCCGUGUGAUCCGGGUGAUGCCCAACACGCCGUGCCUCAUAGGCCAGGCAGCCUCCGCCUACGUGCUGGGGAACCAUGCCACCAACGAGGACGCUGCGAAGAUCUACAUGCUACUGUCCUCAGCAGGCCUGGCUGUGAGUGUGGAGGAGCGCAUGAUGGAUGCAGUCACAGGGCUGAGCGGGAGCGGGCCGGCCUAUGUGUUUCUGGCCAUUGAGGCAAUGGCGGAUGGAGCUGUGGCAGCCGGCCUGCCCCGCGACAAGGCCCUGGCCCUUGCAGCCCAGACCGUCUCUGGCGCUGCCCGCAUGGUGUUGGAGGGGUCGGGGGACGGCAGCCUGACGCACCCGGCGCUGCUGAAGGACCGCGUGACGUCUCCGGCCGGCACCACAAUCGUGGGCCUCGCCGAGCUGGAGACCUCCGGCGUCCGCGGAGCCCUCAUCCGCGCCGUCAAGGCCGCCGCCAAGCGCUCCGAAAACCUCGGCUGA